Coffea eugenioides is the source of this 597-nucleotide messenger RNA. RefSeq lists its product as uncharacterized. The coding region runs from base 1 to 597 and encodes 198 amino acids. The transcript has 8 exons. The record is from RefSeq and is a predicted model, not a curated record. Gene Ontology annotation, biological process: regulation of DNA repair. NCBI's taxonomy places the organism in Eukaryota, Viridiplantae, Streptophyta, Magnoliopsida, Gentianales, Rubiaceae.
AUGGCCAUGAGAAUAGCUUAUACAGCUUUGGAGCUAAGAAAGAAACUGCUGGGGAAGGAAUUUCCAGUUUGGGUUGUUGAUGCAGUAAUAACUGACUUUCAGACCAGAGGCUUUAUCAAUGAUGGCUUGUAUGCGGAAACAUUUUCCCGUUCUAGAUGGUCGUCCUCAACUUGGGGUCCGAGGCGAAUAAAAAAGGCCCUCUACAGCAAGGGAGUCAGCAUCAUGGACACAGAGAAGGCGAUAAAGUUAGUUUUCAAUGAUGCUUCAGCUUGUGAAGAUGAAGAAUCAGGUCUUGGUAUAUCAAAGCGUUCAAUGGAUCAUUUAUUUUCUCAGGCUUCAAAGCAUGCUCAAAAUCUGGCCUACUUCCACCUGUUAGUCGCUCCAGCGGCAUCUUCACCUUCAGAUGGCGUUAAUUGGUAUGAAGACGGGGAAGUCGCUCCAGUGGCAUCUUCACCUUCAGAUGACUUUAAUUGGUAUGAAGACGGGGAAGAUGUUCACAAAUCAGGCAAACACUCUCACAGAGAACAAGGUUUUCCCAGAUUGCCGUUGUUAUCUGCACUUGCACCUGAUGCUGAUGCUAAAGUUUUUUGGGUUUAA